Lachnellula hyalina is the source of this 1497-nucleotide messenger RNA. RefSeq lists its product as uncharacterized. The coding region runs from base 1 to 1497 and encodes 498 amino acids. The transcript has 2 exons. Lineage: Eukaryota; Fungi; Ascomycota; Leotiomycetes; Helotiales; Lachnaceae. The record is from RefSeq and is a predicted model, not a curated record.
AUGGCAUUCUUCCGACAGUAUUUGACAGAAGAUGAAGAAGCACAGAUCCAUCAGCAGUUCCAAGGGGAUAUAUGGCGUCGUAAUAAUCAGGUCUUAUGGAGCGGCAUCCUGCGCGAUGAAGCUCAGCGUUGGGCGGAUGAACAUGAGAUGCAGACACUAACUACAGCAAUGGGUCCUCUGAUGGAUGUCUCUCAUCGGCUGUGUUCAAGAAAUAAAAAAACAAUCAAUGAGUGGAGCCAGUAUGUAAAGGGAGCUUCAGCUAUCUUUGCAUGGUAUAUCUCGAGAGGCGAAAAGGUUACAGUUUUAUCACCACCACCCCCAGAAAGAUUUCACCCAUCUGGAGCAACAAGUUACCAAGCAAUAGAAGAGCCAAUUAUAAGGGGGAAAUUAGAGGCAAGAGCGGUAUCACGAAUCGAAAUGGUACAUCCAAACGUUAAAGGAGCCGAGAAUAUCCACUACCAGAUAUGGCCAGUGGAUGAAACCACUACCUGGACGGCAAAAUUUGGAGAGUCAAACGUGCAGAAACGUUGCUGGAGAAUGGUGAAAAAGGUAAAGACUCUAGCAUAUAAUUUAGGAGAUACAGAGAUUAUUAAGAAGGUUAUCAAGCAGUACGAGGUUAAACAUACGCCAAUUUCCGCUCAUCGGGAGGAGGGGCAAGACGAGGAAAAGAAAUAUAGCGAAGAAGGAGAAAGAAAAGGAGAAAGCAAAGUUGAUAUGAAGAAGAGAAUAGAGGAGGAAGAGAAGAAGAAGGUAGCAAAGAUGGAGAAGAAGAUGACGACGCAAGAGAAGAAAAGUAAGAAGGAAGAAGAGAAAUGGGUAGCAAAGAUGAAGGUAAAGAUGGAGAAGAAGGAGGCGAAGAGGGUGGCAAAGAUAGAGAAGAAGGAGGCGAAGAGGGUAGCAAAGAUGGCGAAGAAGGAGGCGCAGAAAGAGAAGAAAAGGGAGGAGGAAGAGGACAAGAAGAUGGAUCGUGAGAAGAUGGAGGAAACUAGCAACAGGCUCCACCAGUUGGAGGAAGAUUGUAGAGAAGAGGGCAUGGAGUCUAGAGCAAGGGCUAAAGUUGAGCACGAAGCUGCACAAGUAAAGAAGGAGAAGGCAAAGCUUCAGCAAGAGAUGGAGAAACUAGAGAAAAGGGUGACUUUGGCAAUGGCCGGAGAAAGGCAGAAGUUGAACCAGGAGUUUGACAAGCGUAUGAGGCAACAUGAUAAGAGUCAUGAAAAGCGCAUGCAGGAGCUGGAAGAUACGUUUGCUCAAAGGCGAGACGAGAUUGAUAGAAAAGCAGCGGACUUUGAGGCUGUGAGGGGACGACUUUCGACUGCAGUCAAAGAACGGGACAAGCGAAUCGAGACUCAAUCGGAUGAGCUAGUGGAACUAAACGAGCGAUAUGAUAUGCUAGAAAGAGCAAAGAACUCAAUCGGAAAGGAAAUCCUAAAGCGGAAAACGGAGCUGGCACUGGUGAAGGAGUUUGCAUUCGACCCUCAACCAGUGGAUUACUCAUGA